Messenger RNA from Ambispora leptoticha, 271 nucleotides. Lineage: Eukaryota; Fungi; Glomeromycota; Glomeromycetes; Archaeosporales; Ambisporaceae. The record is from the annotation of a GenBank genome assembly.
AUCCUCGAGGUCGUAAAAAGAAACGAAGUCGUCAUCCAACUGCUCCUAAACAUCCAAUGUCUGGUUUCUUAUUUUAUGCAUUAGAAAUGAGACCUCAUGUUGCUGAACAAAAUCCUGGUAGUACGGUCGGUCCAAUUAGUAAAAUUAUUGCUGGUCAUUGGAAGAAUUUAACACCCGAACAAAGAGCUCCUUGGGAGAAAAAGGCUUCUGAUGACAAAGCUCGAUAUGCGAGAGAAAUGGAGCAAUAUCUACAAUCUCAAAAAGAUGAAGA